This is a messenger RNA of Centruroides sculpturatus (bark scorpion), 1605 nucleotides long. RefSeq names its product suppressor of Mek1-like. The transcript has a single exon. The record is from RefSeq and is a predicted model, not a curated record. The coding region runs from base 275 to 1459 and encodes 394 amino acids. Lineage: Eukaryota; Metazoa; Arthropoda; Arachnida; Scorpiones; Buthidae.
GAAGAAUUUAAUAGAAGAAUUGAAAAAUGAAGUGGAAAAUUAUAAAAAACAAGUACAAAAAGUAAAAAAUGAAUUACAAGAACUUAAAAACCAAAACAAAAGUGAUCCUUUUUCUGAUGAGGAAUAUGCUUCAUUUGAUUCAGAUAAUAAUUUAUCAGAUCAUUCUUUUUUCAUAAAUUCUUCAGAAGAUAAUGAUAAUUUAUCUGAUUUAUCUGAUAAUUCUCAUGAUACCACCACUACUGUUCAAAAUGAAAGUGAUUCUGAAAGACCAUAUAUGUAUAGUUUUGCUAAUGUUUUAAUGUCUCUUUUUCCCAAUAAUUCUCAAGAUACACGUAACAAUGAACAAAUUGAAGAAAUUAGCAGAUACGAUAUUAACUUAAGAAAUAUUAACGGUUCGUGGGAAAGAGGUCGAAAUAAUUCAAAUCCAACCGAUGAGCAGGUAAAUCCUUCGUCUUCAAGUUCUUUGUUUAAUGCCAAUGCUAAUGAAUCAUAUGAUAUGGUGACAACAGAAAUAAUUGAUAGACAUUCAAAGGCAGAUCGUGCUGAAUUGUCAACACAGAGAUCAAGAGAUGUGGCAUCUACUUCGGAAAAUAAUCGUGAAACUCCUGAUGUUGACAACGAAAGAAAUAACUAUAGUGAAGAUGAAAAUCCAAAUGAAAGUAGUGAUGAUAUGCUAGUGAAUAACAGGAAAAGAAUUUUGAAGAGAAAAUUCUCUUUACCAGUUCUGUCAGAUAUAUCAGAUGAUAGUAUAAAUGAACCACGACGAAUGAGAAGAAGAAGAGUUAGACCACUUGUAGAAUCUUCUGAAGAGAAUAUUUUAGAACAUGGGGAUGAAAUAUUAGAAAUUACAAGACCAUCACAUUCUCGUGAAACAUGCAAAGGUGCAGAACAAAAUAAACGUGCUCUAAGUGAUUCAAGUAUAGUAAAUGUUAGGGAAACUAAACAUACACAAAGGAAGACCACAGAAAGAUGUCAAGCACCUCUGAGUAGAGUUCCGAUACCAGUAAAUUCAACAGACUCAACAGAAAAUGAAGAUGAAUUACAAGAAACUGAAACAAAACAAGAAUCACAAUGUUUAAAUCAAAAUGAUGGAAGUAGGACAUUAUCAAGAAUAAGAAGUUGUAAUAAUCAAAGUGAACAUCACAGAACUAGGUCUUCCUUACAAAGAAUAUUUGAUUUUUCAGAAACAAGAAGAGUUCAGGAAGCAUUGAGAUUGAGAUUCUUAGAAAAUUAUAAUUCUUCUAAUCAAGUUGAGAAUGAAGGAACAAAUCCUCCAGAAUCAAGUGAAUGGAAUACAUUAAGACUUAUUAAUAAAUAUUCAGACGAGAGUGAUCCUGACUGGGAACCACCAGAAAGUGAGCCUGAGGACACUGAUAUCAAUAGCAGUGAUGCAAUCGAAUCUGAUUCUAGCUAUGAAGUACAAAUUCCAGAAAGAACCUGGGAUCUUCUUGAAAGGUAAGCCAAAAAUAAUUAGAAUACAUUUUUAUUCUAGGCUUUAGACAAUAAAUUUGUGAUUUGUUUUUGAAACUUAUCCUAGUAAGAAAAGUUUGAUACAUGAUAUUUUCUUUUAUUUUAAAAAGACAUAUUUGUAGUUUGCAGAAUGUU